Messenger RNA from Trichoplusia ni (cabbage looper), 4567 nucleotides. Its product is annotated as dorsal-ventral patterning protein Sog-like. Gene Ontology annotation, biological process: multicellular organism development. Lineage: Eukaryota; Metazoa; Arthropoda; Insecta; Lepidoptera; Noctuidae. Gene Ontology annotation, molecular function: protein binding. The record is from RefSeq and is a predicted model, not a curated record.
CUCCCGACAUCGUCCAAGAAGAUAGUCCGGUCGUUAUAACAACUGAUGAGGAUGAAAAAAACAUGAAAUUUUUCGCAUCAUUUCUGACGGGCCGGUCCCCGCUGUGCGUCCGGCGUGACGACAUGUCCGGGGUGCCGGUAGCACCGGGCGUGGCCACAGCGCGCUUCACCUUCCGCCGUCGUCACCUCUACUGGUCGGUCCUCCUCAGCCCUUCCAUACAAAACCAACCUCGAGCGCUCGCCUUCCUCGAUCGCGAAGGACGAGUACUCCUAGAACAGUCCCUCAAGAAAAUCCCGGGGAUACACGCCACUUACGAAGAAAAAACUGAUAAGCUUUGCGGGGUCUGGCGUCGAGUGCCGCGCCAGUACAAGACUUUAUUAAGAGACGGCGACCUGCAUGUGGCUCUGCUGUGGGGCGACGCUCGUAACAACACCAUUGAUAGCGCUCUGAGUGGCAGAAUCGACAGGUAUCCAGCGCUAUCUUCGGAGAUGUUCACUACGCUUUUGGAGCCGGAGCAUCCUCCCACGUCUAUCGGGCAGGGAGCUUGUCGUGACUAUCCUGCAUUGGAGUACGAGGAUGGUUGGUGGGGAGGCACUGCCGUCAUCACGGCGGUCGCUGGCGCCACUCCCAGCCUCUACUUGGCUCUGGUCUUCAACGGUGUCUUCCCUAAAACUGCAGUUACUUCUCAUCUGGUCAGAGUGAUACUCACUUUACCAGAAAAGAAUCAGACUAUCAUUGAUCAGGUGCAGAGGGUAAGCAAACCCCAUUACGAUUUUAACGUUUUGGAGGUGUCGACUCCAGUGUCGGCUGCGGAACUGCGGUCUUUGGCUAGAGGCCGACUUUUGCUGACUGUGGAGGCUGUUGGAACUCCAGAGAGGAGAAUUGUUGGGAGUGUGAGGCAGAAAGCCGCCUGUGAGGUGUAUAAUGCACCUCUUGUGUCUGAGAGGCUUCCAGCCACUCCCGCGCCAGAGGGUCUUGCGUUGCUCUACAUCGAUAAGGAGGGGUCUCUCGUCUAUGAUAUACAGGUGGAUAAUUUAGGGAUAACAGAUCCUAAGAUCACUUUGGUGGAAGAGCAAGGCAAGAGGCAUUCUCAAGUGGAAAUACUGGAUACAAGGAUUGGUGUGCUGGCGAGACCAAGUGCGAGGAUCUUCCAGCCUUUGUAUGAAGACCAACUUGCCGUGCAUAUAAGCGCUGAAACUGGGCCUCCUAUUCUUCGUGGUCGCCUGACAUCUCGUAUGCUCCCUGACGCGGCUGGGUCAGGCCCUGCUCUGCUGCGGAGAACAGGACAAGUUCGUCUACCAGCUGCCAUGGCUGGGCUUGCUUGGCUCUCCGUGGAUUCGUUGUGUGGAUUAUAUUAUGAGACGGUAGUAACGGGCGGUAACGCUCGGUCCUGGUCAUCCUGGUGGUUGGAAGCCAAUGCAGGUGGUGACACUGGGGCAAGAGAACUAGGCGGUGAAGAAGGCUGGGUUCUAGAGCCUACUGCAGCAGAACUGGUCGCGCUACAUGUUGGUGCGGCGUUCUUGGAGCUUCGGGCUCAUGAUAAUGUCACCGUCAUUCUACGCACGCGAGUACCACAGAUAAGCGUGCCAACAUCUUGCUUGCCCGCGGUGCCGGGGACUUCGGACAACGAGCUGAAUGCCAAGUACACGCCAGGACCAAUGGAAGACCAAAUCACGGACCUGUUCCGCCUCAAUGUCAACUAUUGUACGCAGAGGGAUAAGUUCUACAAACUGGGAGAAACUUGGACAGAUACUGAGACAUGUUCAAAAUGUUGGUGCGUCUUGGGCAUGCCGCGGUGUGAGCCGGUGCAGUGCCCACCUGUGAAUUGCCUCGUCCCGACCAUCAAGCCGCCAGGACAAUGCUGCCCUAUUUGCACAAACUCCACGACUGCGGUAUGGUCGGAGAACGGCAGCUGCCAACUAGCUGGACAGAGCUACGCGCCAGGAUCAUCAUGGCAUCCUUACCUGGUGCCCGGCGGGUACGACACCUGCGCCAUCUGUACCUGCAACUUUGCCACCAGGCAGAUACAGUGCCCUAGGGUGAAGUGCCCGCCUCUACGCUGUAGCGAGAAGGAAGCCUACAGACCUGAUAAGAAGGCCUGCUGUCGUCUGUGUCCCGAGGUAAAGGCGAAGAAACCGGAUGAAGAAACUCCGAAAGACCAGGGGGCGCCACGUACAGCAGAUGAGAUUUUGGCAGAAGGAGGGUGCAAAUUCCCCGAUGGGCCACUACCCAACGGCAAGGAGGUGCACCCCUCCAUACACUCACACGGGGAGCAGAGAUGCGUCACGUGUCGGUGCAAGGAUGGAGAAGUGACGUGCGUGCGCAAGCGGUGCGGGCGCGCGGCGUGCGCGCGGCGGCGGCGCGUGGACGCGUGCUGCGCGUGCCCGCGGCACCGGCGGCAGCGCGCGCCGCGCCCCGAGCGCCCCGCGCCGCCGCCGCCCAGCUGAGCGCCCGGCCGCGCUGCCCGGACACAGUAUUACUGCGCCCGACCACCCCGUCUAUACCCCAGACUGCUCGUAGGCUAAGUGAGUGACUAUAGACUGACAUAUUUUUAUGUACUCGUGCGAUUCGAAUGUGUCUCUAGUUUUAGUUUGCGUCAUCGGUGACGCGUCGUCGUCGAACCGAACGAUCGCGGUACGAUUGAAACGCUGACUAAAGUUUCUGCCAACGGAAUACCACUUUGUUUGCACGAGUAUGCAUAGUACAGAUUUUAAUUUGCUCUAGUUGAUAACAGACAGUUUUCGAGUAAUAAAAAUGAUUUGUACAAUAUAAAGUAUGAGGCUCGGCCAAUUAGAGGUUAAUAGUCGUGAUCGGAGUGAUUGUGGAGUGGUGGUGUUGGCGCCGGGCGUUCGGUUCGGCGGCGCGCGAGGUAUCGGUGCUCGGUACUCGGCGGCAGAGGGUCGGCCGCGCGGAGGCUCGGACUCGAUCGGCGACAGGCGGUAGCUUUACUGUGUAUUAUUAUAACGGCGUUGAAUAUUUACUUACCCACCGGUAUUUUAAUUGGUAUUAUGGUAACCCAAAAUUUAGGCGCAUUACAUCAUCCGAUACUGAUUCGUAUUAUUUUAGUGGUAGGGCUCGAUGCUCGGUCGUUGGACAAGGAUUGCGAGCGCGGUCGAUAACAGAUGUGCCAUAUUUUCUUAAAUGUAAAUAUAAAUUAUAAUACUAAUUAUGUGCAUAUUUAUUUACGUUUCUAUUGUAUAUGAUACGGGAUAACCGCACGUUUAGGUAGUCAAGUAUGAACCAUCACAAAUGCUAUUUAAUUGGUCGCCUUGUUUGUGCAUUUGCUUUUAGUUUUGUAUAUCUAUAUUUAAUACCACACAACGUGUCUGUCGUGACCGGUAACUUCUAUUACCUGCGUUAUAUUAUCUAGUUGUAGUACUGUUGACGAGGAGGUAUUUAAAGUUAAUUUAUAGACAUGUGAUUAUGGAAUUAAUGUUGCUUCAAGAUGGAAUGUAAUCCCAGUUUAUUACACGUAUCCGACAGCUUUUAGGGACUCUUAGCACUGGUUAUAAGUUAUAUACACUUGCGGAUACUUUUCAAUACAUACCUAUAUCAUAUUAAUUCUAUGUUUGUCUAAAGGUAUUUUGUAAAUAUUUAUUUCAUUUUAUAGUCUACAUAACGUAUUGUACCGAUAUAAAUCGAUAUAAAUAAGAUAGUUUACGCAAAUUACGUGACUAGUUUUGUUUAAUUACUAAGUUGACGGUUUAGUUACGUAAUUAAGGAAGCUAGUCCAAAUGUUUCGAUGUGAUGGAUGUGAAUGCCAUGUAGCUAGCGAUACGUCUGUUUUCAAUACUGAUUAUAAUAGGAAUUUAUUACUAUUAAGUUGCAACCGUGGUAACGUAGUCACUAGGUGUCAAACAAUAGAGUCGUAGUGUUCACGUUAGGGACAGAGACGCCUUUAUAUGUUAUGCGCGGGCGCUUGGGGCGGCUUCAUAAAUUGAAAUUGGAAUUAAAAAAACGUUAAAGUUUCACACCUAGUGAUAACGAAACCAAAAGGUAAUAUAAUUAAAGUGCAAACCGCACAUUUUUUAGUAAUUCGACUUUUUUCGCGAGAGACCAUUUACCAAAAAGUUGUAAAUUAAAGAUUGUUUUUCACAUUUCGUUGUGGGUUCUAGUCCAGUCAAAAUUAUGUGGAGUUGUUGUAUAAUAAUGUUACAUUGGCUAUUAUUUUAAUAUAAUUUGACAUAACGAGAAUAUCACUCGAUUAAGCAAGAGUUAUCUUGGUUCUAAUAUAUUUUUUGUAUAAUCUAACAAUAGAGGAGUAACCGAUGGCUUGCGAAUAACAAAACUAAUAGCCAUACAAGAUACUACGAACUCGCUUUUAUUGCAUUGUUUUUUCUAUUAAAUAAACUGCAUUAAAUACCGGUAUAAUGGUAUGUAACCGGAUGAUAUUCAUAUUAUUUUUAUUUAAAACUGUAUUAAUUAAUAUUUGAAAUUCAAAAUGUUUUUUUUAAACAAAAUGUUACAUAUUUGUGGUAUAAUAUCACACAAUUUGGGUUGUCGAGGUGCAUCCAGUCAAUAGUUUGUAACCAUCAUACAUUGAUAUGAAAUAAAUGACCUGUGAACA